Molecule: messenger RNA, 1428 nt
Organism: Brassica rapa (field mustard)
Lineage: Eukaryota; Viridiplantae; Streptophyta; Magnoliopsida; Brassicales; Brassicaceae
Product: caffeoylshikimate esterase
Source: RefSeq, a predicted model, not a curated record
CAAGACAUGAACCACAUAAACUCAAUAAUAAUAAUAAUAAUUGCGUAAUCCUCACGAUCUCUUUAGAAAUCACCUUGCUCACUUUCGUGUCACCUUAUCCUUCUAAAUACAUUCUUUUUUAACGAUUCUUCUUAUAUAUUUGAUGUUAAUGGCUCUGAGAUCAGCAAAGCUUUUGCUUUUCAGUCCUUUACACGAUAACCAUUGGCCGCCACUAACUUUCAUCCGGUUUGUAGAUAAGGGAAGAAGAACAGAGUGGCCAAGGAAGAGAUCGAUGGCCACGACGGCGAAGGUAGACACCGACGAUCUCCGGCGAUUCAAGGACGUUAAUCUCGACGAAGCUCCGUCUCGCCGUCACGUUCGCGAUUCCUUGAAAGAUACUCAGCUUAAUCUCGAUCAUAUCCUCUUCAAGACACCAGGAGAUGGAAUUAAGACAAAGGAGUCUUAUGAGGUGAAUUCAAGAGGAGUUGAGAUCUUCUCCAAAAGCUGGCUUCCUCAAGCUUCUAUCCCCAGAGCUUUGGUUUGUUUCUGCCAUGGUUAUGGAGAUACUUGCACGUUCUUCUUCGAAGGGAUUGCAAGGAGAUUAGCUUUGUCUGGAUAUGGAGUUUUCGCUAUGGACUAUCCAGGGUUUGGUUUAUCAGAAGGCUUGCACGGAUUCAUCCCCAGCUUUGAUCUUCUUGUUGAAGAUGUCAUUGAGCAUUACUCCAACGUAAAAGAGAAUCCGGAGUUUAGUUCUCUGCCGAGCUUUCUCUUUGGACAAUCAAUGGGUGGAGCCGUGUCGCUCAAAAUACAUUUCAAGCAACCAGAUGCGUGGACCGGUGCAGUCUUGGUAGCACCUAUGUGCAAAAUUGCAGAUGAUAUGGUUCCACCACCAGUGUUAAAACAGAUUCUGAUCGGUUUAGCUAACGUUCUACCGAAACACAAGCUGGUUCCACAAAAGGAUUUAGCAGAAGCAGCUUUUAGAGAUGUCAGGAAGAGAAACAUGACGCAAUACAAUGUCAUAUGUUACAGCGGCAAACCGCGUCUACGGACCGCUGUGGAAAUGCUUAGAACAACUCAGGAGAUUGAGCAACAGUUGGAAAAGGUGUCUUUACCAAUACUGAUUCUACAUGGAGAGGCGGAUAUAGUGACUGAUCCAUCAGUGAGCAGAGAGCUUUACCAGAAAGCGAAAAGUUCAGACAAGAAGAUAGUUUUGUACAAAGACGCUUAUCACUCUCUGCUUGAAGGCGAACCAGACGAGAUGAUACUCCGCGUCUUGGCUGAUAUCAUCUCGUGGCUUGAUGACCAUAGCUCGCAAGCUGAGGGAUCAUUGGUUACUCCUCCUAAGUAGAUUCUGAUUAUUUCUUCAGUUAUAUUGUUUACACUUACCUAGUGAAAAUGUAUUUUUUUCAGUGAAUUAGCAAUAAAGAUAUUAAAUUACAUGCAAUACAA